AUGAAUACAAUUGUUAGUAGGGUGGAUUAUGGUUCCUGGUUUCAAUAUGUAAAAGAAUGGGAGACGUAUAUCCUAGAACACUCCGAUCACUUUAUACAUGUGAUAUUUUAUGAAGAACUACACAAAAACAACGUAGAAGAAAUAAAACGAUUGGCGAAAUUUUUUGGACUCGAACCAAGUGAAGAACUUGUGCAGGCUAUUUCUGAGAAAUGUCAGUGUAUAAAGAUCGUAGAGAAAUAUAUAUCGGGAAUUACACAUUGUACCGAAAAGGAAAAGUUGGCGAUUGGAAAAAUUGGUUUACAGUGGCACAGAAUGAGGAAUUUGAUAAACAUUAUUUGAUAAUUUGCUGCUAGUUGUGGAAUGUAGUUUCUAUUUACGUGACUGUAAUGUACGAGUAAAAAAAGAUGUGUUAAGAUGUAUGUACGAUAUACAAAGUCUUUGUCAGUAUUUAAUUUAUUUGAUAUCCGGCAGUUAAAAAUACAUGUAAAAGUGGAAAAUAUGCUCAUAUUUUCAAUGAAUGUAUGUCAUUUCUAUAUGCAAUGCAUUGUUAAUAAGAUUGUUUUAUAUUUCUCACAUACAUUUCAUUUAAUCCUAUUUUAAAAUUGUAUUUAUAUACCAAAUGUAUUGAUUGGCCUUUACUUGAAUUAUAAAUUGAAUAUUACAUGCAUUACAAUUUUAUAACUUAUGUUGUUUACUUCAUAUAUUACAUAUUAAGUGUUUGUGAUAUAAACAUAUGUAUUACCUCA
Ruditapes philippinarum (Manila clam) is the source of this 746-nucleotide messenger RNA. RefSeq names its product sulfotransferase 1A1-like. The transcript has 4 exons. The record is from RefSeq and is a predicted model, not a curated record. Gene Ontology annotation, molecular function: sulfotransferase activity. The coding region runs from base 1 to 339 and encodes 112 amino acids. Lineage: Eukaryota; Metazoa; Mollusca; Bivalvia; Venerida; Veneridae.